GCGGGUGACUCGGCCGGCGUUGACGGCGUUCGGGAGGGAGGCGAUGACGAGCGCGCGGCCGCGCGCCCCCAAGAAGCGCAGAGCUCGGGAGCGCUGCGGCGACGGCGGGGCGGCGGCCGAGGCGGCGCCCGUGCGGGAGCGGCGGCCAGCGGCGGCGGCGGGCGGCAUGAGCUGGGCGCGGGCCGCGGGCCGGGUGCUGGCCGCGCUGCUGCUGGCCGCGUCCGCGCUGAGCGCCGCGCUGCUGGCCUCCGGCGACGCCCUGGAGCGCGGCACGCGAGGCUUAGACAAAAAAAGGCAUGUAGAGCUGAAGAUGGACCAGGCUUUGCUGCUCAUCCAUAAUGAACUACAUGGGACAAACUUGACUGUCUACUGGAAUUCUGAACGCUGUUAUCAUUGCUUGCCCCAGCUUUUGGGGAAUGUUUCUGGGAGUGGAGAACCUGGCAAGCCCAGCAUGGCACCUGUAGCUGUGAGCACCCAGCACACCUCCAUCCUGCAACUCAAUGACACACUGGAAGAGAAGGAAGUCUGUAGGCUGAAGUACAAAUUUGGUGAAUUUGGAAACUAUUCUCUCUUGGUCAAGCAUAUCCAUAAUGGAGUCAACGAAACUGCUUGUGACCUAGUCGUUAAUAAGAAUCCAGUCGACAGUAACCUUCCUGUGUGUAUUGCCUUCCUUGUUGGUCUGGCGGUCAUCAUUGCUGUGUGCUUUCUAAGGUUCUUGUUGAGUUUGGAUGACUUUAAUAACUGGAUUUCUAAAGCAAUAAAUUCCCGGGAAACCGAUCGCCUCAUCAACUCCGAGCUGGGCUCUCCAAGCAGGGCAGGCCUGUUCGGUGACGAUGCCCACCCGGAAGUAUGGCGUCUGUCUGCGGUGCCUCCCCGUCUCCGCUGCGUGGACACGUUCCGGGGGCUAGCACUCAUCCUCAUGGUCUUCGUUAAUUACGGAGGAGGAAAAUACUGGUACUUCAAACAUGCGAGUUGGAAUGGACUGACCGUGGCUGACCUUGUGUUCCCAUGGUUUGUAUUUAUUAUGGGAUCUUCAAUUUUUCUAUCAAUGACUUCCAUACUGCAGCGGGGAUGUUCAAAAUUCAGACUGCUGGGGAAAGUUGCGUGGAGGAGUUUCCUGUUAAUCUGCAUAGGAAUUGUCAUUGUGAACCCCAAUUAUUGCCUUGGUCCAUUGUCGUGGGAUAAGGUGCGGAUCCCCGGCGUGCUCCAGCGGCUGGGGGUGACCUACUUCGUGGUGGCUGUGCUAGAGCUCCUCUUUGCCAAGCCUGUGCCUGAAAACUGUGUCUCGGAGAGAAGGUGCUCUUGUCUUCAGGACAUCACAUCCAGCUGGCCCCAGUGGCUCGUCAUCUUGAUGCUGGAGAGCGUUUGGCUGGCCUUGACAUUCUUCUUACCUGUUCCCGGAUGCCCCACCGGCUACCUUGGGCCUGGCGGCAUCGGAGAUCUGGGGAAGUACCCGAAUUGCACGGGAGGAGCUGCUGGCUACAUUGACCGCUUGCUUCUGGGAGACGAUCACAUGUAUCAGCAUCCUUCCUCGACUGUGCUGUAUCACACCACGGUGGCCUACGACCCCGAAGGCGUCCUAGGGACCAUCAACUCCAUUGUGAUGGCAUUUUUAGGAGUUCAGGCAGGAAAAAUUCUCUUGUAUUACAAGGAUCAGACCAAAGACAUCCUGAUCAGAUUCACUGCCUGGUGUUGUUUUCUAGGGCUUAUCUCUGUUGUUCUGACGAAAGUUUCUGAAAACGAAGGCUUUAUUCCAGUAAACAAGAAUCUCUGGUCCAUCUCGUACGUUACCACGCUGAGCUCCUUUGCUUUCUUCAUCCUGCUCAUCCUGUACCCCAUCGUGGAUGUGAAGGGCCUGUGGACAGGAGCCCCAUUCUAUUACCCAGGAAUGAAUUCCAUCCUGGUGUACGUGGGCCACGAGGUGUUCAAGAACUACUUCCCCUUCCAGUGGAGGCUGCAGGACAACCAGUCGCACAAAGAGCACCUCAUCCAGAACAUCGUGGCCACGGCUCUCUGGGUGCUCAUCGCCUACAUUCUCUAUAGAAAGAAGGUUUUUUGGAAAAUCUGAUGGUUCCACCUGAUGUGUGUUGCUGGCGGACUCUAUUAAAGGGAACCAUUAAUGAUAAAAUCGAUAGGGUGUGUAUUUCCAGAUGAUCGGGGACGAUGCUGAUGUUCUCGGGCUAGUUGACUAUGACGGGGCUCAUCAGAGCUCUGCCUGCGUAUUUGCAACUUAAAUGUUUGGAACGUAAUUGUCUUUUUUCUCCAUCUUCUGUGUACGUGGAUGGAUUUGGAACUCUAUUCCAAGGAUUUCUCGGAGAGCUUUUCACAAGGGAAUUACCCUGGGCAUUUGCUCCUGUGACGGGUAAAACCAUCUAAGGUCUGAUGCUCCCUGGUCUUGUUCUGCACACUGCCUUUACGUGUACACGCAUGCCCACCAGCGCCACCAUUUCUGUCGGCUGACCCUAUGGCUGAUGGAAUGUGAUGUGUGGUUUUAAUUGUGUGUGUGUGUGGAGGGUAGCGAAAUAACUUUAAGAAAGGGUAAUUUCCCUUUCAGGUCUGCAAGGCGUUGGUGGGUCCAAAAAACAGGCCUUCCUGUCAGAAGCCAUUUUCUCUUUUUCCUACUUGAAAAAAAGUUAAAUGUAGGUGUGUUAUUCUCAGCCACUCUCGCUUCAUUAUCUACUUAUGUAUCUAUCUCCUGUCUGUCGAUCACCUCUCUGCCCACCUGUGCGUGUCUCUGUGUGACUAGAUGGAAGCUGGUGCCCAGGGACAAGGCUGUGGGGGAGGAGCGCACUGUCUUACUUGUGGCUCCAGCUUUGCCAUCUUUGCCACGUCAGAUGCCGGGCAAGUCCCUUGGCCUGUCUGAGUCUCGGUUUCCUCAUCUGUGAAAUGAGGGAGAUAGCGAUGACCUCUCAGGUCCUCAGUGAGGUGGGGUAUAUCGAUAGCUUUUCUGAAAUCCUUAGAAAAAUAAUUUUACUACAGAAAACUCUUCAGAAUAAGUGACAAUGACAAGUUUAGAAAACUCUCGUUGGAGUCAGUCUUUUCAGAACCACCCUCCACAGUGGAGGCACCUUUCCUGCUUGGAAUCAAAACUGCAGACGUCGUUUCUCGGGGGCGAGGCGGGGAGGGCACACAAAGAGAAACAGCACUGUUCCUGUGAUGCAUCAUCAUACUUAGGGAUUUUCUGUGAGAAUUCCACGUGUAAGGGAAAUGCGACCAUAGCUUGUACUCUAGAGCACCCUCUGUGGCAGGGCGGGGCCAGCUCAGCGUUGCUUCCACUGUCGCCACUGCAUGGACGACUGCCUAGUCUGUGUUCCAGCUCAGACCCCUGCCCCAACCUUGGGACUGCUCAUGAGCCCCUCCACCUGCAUGUCUGCCAGCAUCCGGGCUCACCUCUUCCCUCCUUUCUUGUCCCAAAUUCAAACCUUUUCCUCUUUGGAUUUUCCUAGCUCUGUGAAUGGAUCGUUCUCAUCUCUAGGUAUAAAACUGCUGCCAUCUUUCACCACCCCUCUCCGUUAUCCCUGCUUCUUCCAUAUUUAGUCACUGCCAAGUCUUCCCAAUUCUGUCUCCAUCUUCCCCUGUGCCUUCUUCAUGCUCAUUGUCACUACCUACGGCUCUAGUCCAGACUCUGCUUCUUUUUAUCCUGGCCUCCUUCCCUCAGUCCCUCCUAACAGAGAGUCAUGCCCAUUGUCACUAGAUUAAGCUGAUUGAAGCUGGGCUCGGAGCACAUCACCUCCUUAUAAAAGCUUCCAUUGACCUUGAUCCAGCUUUGCCGGGCAGACAUAAGUGUCCUCAGUUGAGCCCAACACAUCUUUCCAGCUUCCCGUCCCCACCCCCCUAUGCCCACCCUACUUAUUCCAACCCCACUAGACCCCUCCUGCCUCCCUCACUUAGCCAGGACCUCCUGCUUCCGUUUUUGAGCAUAGUCUUCCUGGAUUACUUUUUCCUCUUAAUUUUCUCCUAUCUACCUUUUUUUAAAUUAAAUUUAUCGAGGUGACUAAACUGCAUCCAGCACGGCCAGGGGUGAACCUGAGGAGGGGCGGUGAAGGAUUAAAGAAGACGGACAAGAGAAUACAGUUGGGACCAGGUGGAUCACUGUGCCUGCAUGAGGAAACAGUGACAGCCUGUAGGCCGAGUCUUUAUUUUAUAGUCAAGUCACACAAAGCAAAACAAGGGCAAGAUGUUUACAGUGUUCUUGCGAAUUUCAAAUCCGUUUCUUUCCUGUUGUUGCCAUUCUCUGAACUCUCUCAAGCCUUGUUUUGGCAGCACUUGCUGCACCCCCAUAGCCCACAUCCCUUAGCUACCUAGGGUCCGACUGUAAGGUCAAGCUUACAACCAUCGCCUUUUGGCUGUAAUUGUGCCGGGAGGGCUCUGCCCUCCAAGCUGGGACUUGUAUGUGGCUUUGCCACCAGUCAGUCCGAGGCUCGAUCCUGUGUGAAUGCUGUAGCUGCUAUUCACAGGUGACAUCAGUUAAUAUGAUCAUAUAGGUUUCAGGUGUGGGUUUCUAUGUUAUAAGAUCUAAAGUCAAAUCAUCUUCUGUCAUCAUAUAUUAGGACUCCCUUAAACUCCCCCCUUCCCUCUGGUAACCACCACACUGCUGUUUGUGCUCAUGAGUGUCCAUUUUAUUUGCCCUGUAUGAGUGAAAUCAUAUGGUUCUUAGCUUUUUCUGCCUGACUUGUUUCACUUAGCAUAAUAGUCUCAAGGUCCAUCCAUGACCUGUCACUUUAGACUUCCUACUUCUAAGACACCUCUCCAAACUUGUAUGCUCAUCCAAAAGUAAUAUUUUAUUCCUCUGGGUUCUCAUAAUAUCUUAUUGGGAUCAAUCUCCUGGCAUCUGUCACUUUAUGGUAGUUAUUGGUUAUAUGUCUAGUUUCCCAUGCUAGACUGUGAGCUCAUUAAAGGCAAGAAUUAUGCCUUGUUCAUCUGCAUAUCAUUGGCACAAACACAGCGCCUCGUACAUAGCAGGCACUAAAUAAAUAUUUAUUAAAGCAAA
This is a messenger RNA of Myotis daubentonii (Daubenton's bat), 4990 nucleotides long. RefSeq names its product heparan-alpha-glucosaminide N-acetyltransferase (gene HGSNAT). The record is from RefSeq and is a predicted model, not a curated record. Gene Ontology annotation, biological process: lysosomal transport. Gene Ontology annotation, cellular component: lysosomal membrane. NCBI's taxonomy places the organism in Eukaryota, Metazoa, Chordata, Mammalia, Chiroptera, Vespertilionidae.